GAGAGAAGUUGAACGAUCGUGUCGUGUUCCGUUGCGGUUCGCAGUGUACAAGUUUUAUUCGCAAGCGCGCGAAACAAUUCGCAAAAAGUUCAAUUUGAUUUGAAAAAUAGUGCUUGCCAUAAAAAAUAAUUGCAAUUGAAAUUGAAUUGGCAAAACAUCUAAUUCUGCCUCCAGCAAAAUUCGUUUGUGCAUAAUUUUGCAGUCUUUGUGUCUGUGUGUGUAUGUCCAGUGCUCGCGUGUGUGUGUGUGAGUGUGUGUCAAAAACGUGCGUGAAAAAAUGCACUAAACACACGAAAAUCAAAAGCGCAAUAGGAAAAACAUCAACAAUGCGAAAUUAAAAGCGAGCAAAAGCAAAGUAAAAGAAAAAAAAGAAAGAAAUUUAUAAUCGAAAAUCGAAUUAAAAUCCGGUAUGCAAAAUACAAUGCCAGCUAGUUUUCCAGCUGCUGCUGCUGCUUCUGCCGCGGAUGCGUUGACGCCGCCAGACUUUGAUUUCCAGAUGCCUUGUCGCUACUUUAAAAGUUCUUUUGCGCGUUCGCUUUCACUGAACAACAACAACAACAGUGGUGGGAAUGGGAAUGGGAGCAUUGCGUUGGCAUUGGCAAAGAAGACACCACAGAUUCCGAUUUCAGCGAUUGAGGCCAUGCAGCCAGAAGAGAAUGGGGAGGGUGAGGUGGAGCUGGAAUUGCAAUCACCCUGUUUGACGCCGCCGCCAGCGCUGCCAGCGCGUCGUCACACGAGCAGCAGUGGCAGCAACAAUUUGACACAUUUUAACACUGCGUCGGCUAAUCAGCUGCCACCACUACAACAUCAACAACAACAACUACAGCAACAACAGCAGCAGGAAAAGAGGAAUCUGAAUCUUACCGUCGCUUGGUCGCUACAGGAUGCCGCACCCAACAACAGCAGCAACAACAACAACAACUACAACUUGGCACAGCAUCAACAGCAACCACAGCAAUCGGCGGCAGCAGCAGCGCAGCAACAAACAGCACAUGAGCAGUCGUUAAAUGUCGAGGCUGUCAUAUUGCAAAAUCAGGUGGAUACAUUGCAAUGGCAAUUGAAGCAGACGGAAACGAAUUGCGAAAUGUAUCGCGCUGUUAUGGAGGAAGUUGCUCGCUUCUUCGAGCGCUAUCAGCAACAACAGCAGCAGCAACAACAACAGCAGCAACAGCUGCAGCAGCAACAACAUCUCCUGCGCCAGCAGCAAAUGCAAGCGAAUCGCCACAGUCUAGGCGGAGGCAGUGGAGAGCAAAUCUCGCGUUCAAAGAGUUUGCAUCAUGUGCAGGGCAGCGUGCAAAGUGAUCCCAAUGGCUAUACGGAGAACUCGACAAGUUCUACAGCGAACUCAGCCUCUGCAUCGUAUCUGCGAGCACGCAGCAGCACCAACUUGAUGUUGAAUCAAUCGAUGCUGACGAUGAACGAGGAUCACAAUUACGAAAGCAUUGCGCCCGCUGGCAGUUACAAUGCCUUCAAGGAUUUUACCUGGCGACGUUCGCCGAAAAAGUUUGGCGGCUGCAAGGCGCGAUUGUCAUCGCCGGAAGCAGCCGAGGAGAAACUGAACCAGGAGGCGUUUCGCCUGGCGCGCACCAUACGCAAUCUGUUGCACACAUCGCAACAGCAACCGGAUCUCACGCAGCCGCGUCAUUCGAUUGGAGUUGGAGUUGGAGCUGCAGGUCAUCGGCUGUGCAUGACGCAAAAGACGAGCUCAGUGCUGACGCUGCACAAUGCCACAAUGGAUGCUACGACGCCUAGUUUGCCAGCUGCCAAGACAAGCAGCAACAGCAACAACAACACCACCGCAACUGCCACAGCAACUGCCACCGCUGCUGAGAUGCUCUUUCUGCGCGCCAACACAAUGCGAGACUCGCGUCUCUCGCUGCGCAGCUCCACCGACAGCUCUGUGCAUUCCACCAUCUCCUCGACAUCGUCAUCGAAGCUGGAAACCGACGAGGAGAUCAACGCAAUAACCACAGCCAACAACAGCAGCAGCAACUGCAGCACCAGCAGCAGCGGCAGCAACAAGCAGAGUCCAACCACUGGCUCCAGCACUGAGGAUGAGAGUGGCUUCAGUUCGAUUAGCUCCUUCCACGAUGUCGGUUUGCCGCUGAGCUCUACGCUCAUUGGGGACACUUCGUCGAGACGCCUCUCGAUGUCCACGGAGAGCCGCAACUCGACGCUGAAGUCGGCGCUGAAUGUGGUGGGCGUGCCGACCUGCUCGCUGAGCAGCAACCAGUCGCCAGUGCAAUCGCCCGCCAAGACGUACCGCAAUGCCAAUCGCUAUCAGCAGCGCUUCUCGACGCUCUCCAACGAGGAUGCAGCCGCUGUGCUUUGGGUUUAAUCUCAACCCAUUAACUAUGUACAGUGGUUCUUUUCUCGCAUAAAUUAUUUACAUAUUACAUUUUAGUUUUUAAUGAUUUUUCUUGCGUUGCGUCGUCGUGAAGUGCCUCCUUCUUUUUAGUAGUUAUUAGUUGUUGCAUAAGUUGAUGGCAACUUUCUUAAAUACUUUUACGAUACAAUUUUAUCGAUUGCAUUUUUACAUUUAACGCUUUUUUUAUUAUAUCAUAUGUAUGUAUGUAAAGUGUUAGGCUAAGUUUUGCAGUAUUUAUGUUUAAUUGUGCAGUUUGUAA
Molecule: messenger RNA, 2627 nt
Organism: Drosophila sulfurigaster albostrigata
Lineage: Eukaryota; Metazoa; Arthropoda; Insecta; Diptera; Drosophilidae
Product: AF4/FMR2 family member lilli
Exons: 4
Coding region: 410-2338 (642 amino acids)
Cellular component (GO): nucleoplasm; nucleolus
Source: RefSeq, a predicted model, not a curated record